AUGAAGCUCUCCGUCCUCAUGACUUCUUUCCUCGCUCUGUUUGUGAGCACCUCCUCGGCAUUGGAAUGGGAACUUCAAAUAAACAGACAACCACCAAUAAAAGGAACUGGACCUAAGGGCUGCACCCCCAUUGUCAUUCCCCGGGGUGCUCAAAUCAGCUGGACUGGAUCCAACGGAGGCCGAACUCUUCAGUUGUUCAAUACGCAAGGAAAGUGCUCUCAAGUCUAUCGGACUGUGAUGGGAGUUGGAGAUAUCAACGCUUCCAAUACUAUUUAUGGAUACAUGGUAAAGGCUUAA
This is a messenger RNA of Penicillium nucicola, 297 nucleotides long. RefSeq lists its product as uncharacterized. The transcript has a single exon. The record is from RefSeq and is a predicted model, not a curated record. NCBI's taxonomy places the organism in Eukaryota, Fungi, Ascomycota, Eurotiomycetes, Eurotiales, Aspergillaceae. The coding region runs from base 1 to 297 and encodes 98 amino acids.